Messenger RNA from Dendrobium catenatum, 2636 nucleotides. RefSeq names its product subtilisin-like protease SBT5.3. The record is from RefSeq and is a predicted model, not a curated record. The coding region runs from base 134 to 2458 and encodes 774 amino acids. The transcript is spliced from 10 exons. Gene Ontology annotation, biological process: proteolysis. Gene Ontology annotation, molecular function: serine-type endopeptidase activity. Lineage: Eukaryota; Viridiplantae; Streptophyta; Magnoliopsida; Asparagales; Orchidaceae.
CAAUACCGUUUUUAAAAUCACUCAUUGAGCCGUAAUUGAUUCAACUUCCUCAAUUGGAACCUUCGCCAUUCUAUAAACAAAGGAGAAGCAGACCAUUCUCUUCCGCUUCAGCCGAAGAGAAAGAACAGCAAAGAUGAAGAUCCAGAAAACAGCGAGUUUUCUGCCGUUUCUUAUCAUCACAGCCUUCUAUUUUCUUCAAUGCCCGGCUUUUGCUGCUCAAAAGUCCUAUAUUGUUUACCUUGGAGCCCAAUCCAACUCUGCUGAAGAAAUAACUGCUCAUGUUGAUCAAACGGUCAGAGAAUCCCACUAUGAACUCUUAGAAUCAUACCUCCAAAGCAAGGAGAGGGCCAAGGAAGCAAUUUUCUAUUCCUACACAAGGUACAUGAAUGGCUUCGCUGCAAUCCUCGAGGAGGAAGACGCUGUGCAGAUCUCAAAGAAUCCAAGCGUUGUUUCUGUCUUUGAGAACAGAGGACGCAAGCUUCACACAACCCGUUCAUGGCAGUUCCUUGGCCUGGAGAGAAAUGGCAGAGUCCCUAAGAAAUCACUGUGGACAAAAGCUAGAUUUGGAGAGGAUGUAAUUAUCGCUAAUCUUGAUACUGGUGUCUGGCCAGAGGCUGAGAGCUUCAGGGAUGAUGAUAUGGGACCCAUUCCUUCUAAAUGGAGGGGAAUAUGCCAGAAUGACAGUAACCAGAAGUUCUCCUGCAACAGGAAGCUCAUUGGCGCUCGAUACUUCAACAAGGGCUACGCAGCCGUCGUCGGCCCACUAAACUCAACCUUCAACAGCCCCCGCGACACCGACGGCCACGGCACCCACACUCUCUCCACCGCCGGCGGCAACUUUGUGCCCGGCGCCAACGUUCAAGGCUAUGGCAACGGCACGGCCAAGGGCGGCUCUCCUCGAGCCCGCGUCGUCGCCUACAAGGUUUGUUGGCCUCCCGUCAACGGAAGCGAGUGCUUCGACGCCGACAUUCUCGCCGGCUUCGAAGCCGCUAUUAAAGACGGCGUCGAUGUCCUCUCCGUCUCCCUCGGUGGCGCUGACACGGACUAUUUCGAUGAUGUGAUGGCCGUCGGGGCUUUCCAUGCCGUCAAUAAUGGGAUUGCGGUUGUUACGUCGGCGGGGAACUCGGGGCCUGAGGCGGGUACGGUGUCGAACGUGUCGCCAUGGAUGAUGACCGUUGGAGCUAGUACCAUGGAUAGGGAGUUCCCUUCUUAUGUCGUCUUCGACCAUAAUCGUCGAGUUGAGGGGCAGAGCCUUUCAAGCGAGAGCCUGCCGACGAACAAACUGUACCGAUUUAUUCGUUCUCUUGACGCUGCAACACCCAAUGCUUCCAUCGAUGAUGCAGAUUUGUGCCAGAUUGGAAGUUUGGACAAGAAGAAGGUGAAGGGGAAAAUUGUGGUGUGUACUAGAGGAGUAUUUGGGAGGGUGGAGAAGGGCGAGGCGGUCAAGUUAGCUGGCGGCGCUGGUAUGGUUUUAGCCAAUGAUAUAUUAACCGGAGAUGAGACCAUCGCCGACGCUCACGUCCUUCCGGCCACCCAUAUCACCUACUCCGACGGCCUCAAGCUUCUUUCCUACAUCAAGUCUACCAAGUCACCAAAGGGUUCCAUUACACGUCCCAUCACUGAGCUUGGCACAAAGCCAGCACCAGUUAUGGCUGCAUUUUCAUCUCAAGGCCCCAACACCAUCACUCCUGAAAUCCUGAAGCCUGAUAUAACAGCUCCAGGAGUGAGUGUUAUAGCCGCUUAUAGUUUAGCAACCUCACCUUCUGGUCUUGAUUUCGACAAACGUCGAUUCCCCUUUAACUCAGACUCUGGUACAUCCAUGUCUUGCCCUCACAUUUCUGGCAUUGUCGGCCUUCUCAAAGCUGCUCAUCCUAACUGGAGCCCUUCUGCUAUCAAAUCAUCAAUCAUGACCACCGCAAGAGUACGAGAUAACAUGGUCGAACCAAUCAAGAAUGCAUCUUUUGGCAAAGCCAACCCUUUUGGCUAUGGGUCAGGACAUGUUCGACCCAACCGAGCCAUGGACCCGGGUCUUGUAUAUGACCUUACAGCCAAUGACUACUUGAACUUCCUUUGUGCUCUCGGCUACAACUCUACUCAAAUAUCCACCUUCAAGACAUACAAAUGCCCAUCAAAAGCUCCAGCUUUGGUUGAUCUCAACUAUCCUUCAAUCACAAUUCCCAACCUCGAAGAUUCAAUUACCAUCACUCGAAAGUUGAAAAAUGUUGGCACACCAGGAACAUAUGUGGUACGCAUACGAAGCCCAGUUGGGAUAACGGUAAAGGUAAAGCCAACAAGUCUCACAUUUAAAGAGGUUGGCGAGGAGAAAACUUUUAAACUUACCUUGACACCAAUAGAUGAUUAUAUUGCAAAAGAUUAUGUUUUUGGCUUCCUUCAAUGGUCUGAUGGUAACAAACAUUAUGUUAGAAGUCCCAUAACUGUAAAGUCUAAGGGGUUUUAAUCACCCUUCAACUAUAAUUUGUGGGGUUUUCUUUUUAUUUUCUUUUCUGAUAGUAGAAGUGGAAAGAAGCAGCAUGUGAUUAUUUUAUGAAUCAUAGAAGAAAGGGAAGGUUCAUCAUGCUGAAAUUGGUUUAUGGGAUCAAUAAUAGAAAUAAAUUGUUUUUUGUCAUUUGCUUUUC